Messenger RNA from Macadamia integrifolia, 677 nucleotides. RefSeq names its product late embryogenesis abundant protein Lea5-like. Gene Ontology annotation, cellular component: mitochondrion. The record is from RefSeq and is a predicted model, not a curated record. The coding region runs from base 190 to 534 and encodes 114 amino acids. Lineage: Eukaryota; Viridiplantae; Streptophyta; Magnoliopsida; Proteales; Proteaceae. Gene Ontology annotation, biological process: response to stress. The transcript has 2 exons.
GCUCCACGCGAAAGGUUAGGAGUCUCUGUUUUCUAUAUAAACAGAGGAGACCCUCGAUCUCGAAGCAUCAAUGAAAUCCUAGAAGAGAGAGGCUUUGUAAGAGAAGGGGCGAGGAGGGCAGCCAAUAGUUUUCUCUACAGUUCAAGAAAGCUUUGUUUUUCACAUUCAAAUCAGAAAUCAGAAUUCAGAAUGGCUUGCUCUCUUUCUAACGCAAAGCUUAUCCUUUCAGCUUUCGUCAAUGGCGUCUCUGUGUCAAUCAAGAACAGGCGAGGUUACACUGCAGCAACUGAAGGUCUUGGAGUUAUAUCAAACAUGGCGGAAGGAAGUGGGGCGAAGAGUAACGUGGUGGAAGCAGGGGAGGAGAUGAUGAGGGGAACCAUAAAAGAAGCAUCAUCAUCAUCAUCGGAAACUACUAAAUAUUGGGCACCAGACCCAGUCACUGGUUACUACCGCCCAGAGCAUAUUGGUGCAGGUGAAAUCGACGUGGCUGAGCUUCGGGAGAUGCUCUUGAACAAGUCUAGGCAACAACACUAGAUGUUCUUCAUAUAAUCAAAACCAGAGAAAGAGAGAGAGAGAGAGAGAGAGAGAGGUCUAAUUGUCUUUCACUUCUAAUCAUCCUAUGUAACUUGGGAGAACUAUUUGAUAUGUAAUCCUACUUGCAACACACUAUUACUCUA